CAAAAUGUCAUGCGUAUUAGAGGAUUUAGGGAGAGUAUUCCCAAAGAAAUCAGUUUUACUAAAAACUUAUAUGUUGGGAUGUUUUUACUUGUUUUAUUAAACAAUCAAGCCUGAAGAAAAAAAGAAAGAUAAAUAAAAAAUAACAGAUUUAAGACCAAAUGUUAUAAGAAAUCAAUCUCAACGAAAUUUAUAUUAAAUGAAAACAAUGCAUGAUCAAUAGAAAUAAAUAAAGAAAUAGUAAAAUACUUGUUAUGGUUUAAUGGAAUUGAGUAAAUAAUUAAAUUAAAUUAGGAACGUCCAUAUUCUGUCCUCAAGAAUAAAAAUUAAGCAAUUCAACUUUUUAAGUGGUAUGAAAGUUACAUAUAUGUAGCAUAUACUUGAAAUACAUUCUAAAAAAUUCUAAAACUUUUGUUUGGAUGACUUAUCAACAAUUGAAAGUGAAUUUAUCCCUGAUCUUAAAUUUGAUCUUUAAAAUCAUUCACCAGUUGAUAUGACUCAAAGCUGCAUGUUUUGAAUGACUAUUUUC
Messenger RNA from Paramecium sonneborni, 526 nucleotides. The record is from the annotation of a GenBank genome assembly. Lineage: Eukaryota; Ciliophora; Oligohymenophorea; Peniculida; Parameciidae.